Messenger RNA from Betta splendens (Siamese fighting fish), 2097 nucleotides. RefSeq names its product cytochrome P450 2U1 (gene cyp2u1). Bases 157 to 1764 code for a protein of 535 amino acids. The transcript is spliced from 5 exons. Gene Ontology annotation, cellular component: intracellular membrane-bounded organelle; cytoplasm. Gene Ontology annotation, biological process: xenobiotic metabolic process. The record is from RefSeq and is a predicted model, not a curated record. Lineage: Eukaryota; Metazoa; Chordata; Actinopteri; Anabantiformes; Osphronemidae. Gene Ontology annotation, molecular function: oxidoreductase activity, acting on paired donors, with incorporation or reduction of molecular oxygen, reduced flavin or flavoprotein as one donor, and incorporation of one atom of oxygen; iron ion binding; heme binding.
UUGUUAUAGCCAGGGAACGUGCGGGUUAGUCUUUUACUUGUUCAGGGGCCACUCUUGGCGCUGGCAUCCCGUAAACAAUGUGGUGCGUGCUUCACAGGCUCCUGAUUAUGGGAUAGUGUUGCCACGUCUCAGGCGUUCGUAUAUUUAAACUCUGACAUGAUGUGUUCGCUGUCAUGGCUGACGCAUCUCUGCGGCUUCGUAUUCUCGCAGGCCAACGGCGCCGCGUUCAUCGCCUCCCUGCUCGCGUACCUUCUACUCGGGUUUUACCGGAGGCGGCGGGACUUCGCUCACAUCCCGCCCGGUCCAAAGCCGUGGCCGAUUUUCGGCAACUUCGGCGGCUUUUUCAUCCCGCGUUUCAUCAGGAGGCGCUUCCGCCGCCGCCGGUCCGAAAGCGGCGAUCUGAAGAACACCCUUGACGUGUUAACGAAGCUCGCGGACACGUACGGUGACGUGUACAGCCUCUUCGUUGGGAGUCAGCUGGUCGUUGUGCUCAAUGGCUAUGACGCUGUCAAGGAUGCUCUGUCAAACCACCCGGAUGUGUUUUCCGACAGACCGAACAUCCCCGCUAUCACGAUAUUGACCAAACGCAAAGGAAUAGUUUUUGCACCCUACGGUCCCAUUUGGAGAAAGCAGCGCAAGUACUGCCACGCGACGCUCAGGAACUUCGGCCUGGGGAAGCUGAGUCUGGAGCCGUGCGUUCUGCAGGGACUGGCCGCCAUCAAAACCGAGCUGCUGCGUCUGAAUGAGGCGUCCGGUGGCGCCGGCGUGGACCUGGCUCCGCUCAUCAGCAACGCUGCGUCCAACGUGAUCUGCUCAAUGAUCAUGGGCGAGCGCUUCCAUCACGGGGACCGUGAGUUCCGAACACUGCUGGACCUGAUGGCACGCGGGCUGGAGAUCUGCGUGAACAGCGCCGCCUUCUUCAUCAACAUCUUCCCACUGUUGUACCAUUUGCCUUUUGGGGUCUUCAAGGAGUUCAGGCAGGUGGAAGGAGACAUCACGGUGUUUCUGAAGAGGAUCAUUGCGAAGCACAGGGAAACCCUGGAUCCCGUGAACCCCAGAGACCUGACUGAUAUGUACCUGGUGGAGAUGUUGGCCCAGCAGGCCGCUGGGGAGGGCGACAGCAGCUUCUCGGAAGAUUACCUUUUUUAUAUAAUAGGAGAUCUGUUCAUUGCUGGCACUGACACCACCACUAACUCAGUGUUGUGGAUUAUUCUCUACAUGGUCUUAUAUCCUGAAAUCCAAGGCAAAGUCCAGGCAGAGCUUGACCGAGUGGUGGGCAACAAUCGAGUCCCAUCACUGACCGAUAAGGGACGUUUACCUUUCACUGAAGCCACGAUCAUGGAAGUGCAGAGACUGGCUGUGGUGGUUCCUCUGGCUAUUCCUCAUAUGGCCUCGGAGACAACAGAGUUCAGGGGCUACACUAUUCCUAAAGGAACGGUUAUUCUGCCCAACCUGUGGUCUGUCCAUAGAGACCCCACUGUGUGGGAGGAUCCAGACAUUUUCAACCCAUCACGCUUCCUGGAUGCUGAAGGAAAGUUGCUCAGGAGGGAGUGCUUCAUACCAUUUGGGAUCGGUCGUAGGGUGUGCAUGGGCGAACAGCUGGCAAAGAUGGAGCUGUUCCUGAUGGUGACCAGCUUACUGCAGGCCUUCGCAUUCAGCCUUCCAGAGGAAAAGCCCCCCCCACCUCUGCUCGGACGAUACGGCCUGACACUCGCACCAUGUCCGUACUCUGUAUGUGUGAGAGCCCGACAGGCGAUACUGUAAAAGACUUGGUUUAAACAUAGGGAAAAACAUUUUCUGUAAAUGGAGCCAGAUGGAGCCUCUGAUGCCAGAGGCCUUUUAUAAAGGGCCUUGAAAAAGAGUAAGCAGUCUGUGCAAUACACAAGGCUUUAAUUGGUCUGUAGAUGUAUUAUAAUGCUACUACUGUUAUUUCCAUACAAUAAUGAUGAAUGCCAGUAAGAAAUAUUUUAUAAUACCAACAGUUAUUUUUAAUUAUUUAAUUAAUAUUUUAUUAGGUAUUAUAUUUGUAACAAAAUGUUUUUGCUAUGAUAUGUUGUUUUGGAUUUGAGUCUAAAAUAAAUAACUACUGUAACACAA